Molecule: messenger RNA, 1181 nt
Organism: Penaeus monodon (black tiger shrimp)
Lineage: Eukaryota; Metazoa; Arthropoda; Malacostraca; Decapoda; Penaeidae
Product: RYamide receptor-like
Exons: 4
Coding region: 606-1181 (191 amino acids)
Biological process (GO): G protein-coupled receptor signaling pathway
Cellular component (GO): membrane
Molecular function (GO): G protein-coupled receptor activity
Source: RefSeq, a predicted model, not a curated record
UCUCGUCAGUUGUGCUCCGAACGCUGCCACCGAACAGAGCGGGUGUGCGAAGUUUAUGGUCCUAAGCUGUGGUGUUUUUUUGUGUCUUGUUUAUGACGCUGACUUGCUUGCUUAGAAUUCGCGAGAGGAAGUUAUAUAACUAUCAUAUUAUAUCUGCUGUUCGAGAUGCGAGCGUAGAGGAAAAAAUGACAAGCGUUGCAAUAAUGCACAUAGUUACUUCACAUCACACAGUUCUUGCAGAAACGAGAGGAAAUACUGAAACUCUAUAAGCGACAGAAGAACGACAUUGCAGAGCUGGAAAAAAAAAGCCACGCAUUCCAAAUAAGGCUGCGUCUCGGCCAUCGCGUGGGAGAGACUGGCUCGCCCGACGCUCAGGCCAAAGGAAAUAAGAAAACGUUGAUGUGAUGGCCGCGUGUCUGUUGCUUGUGACUGGAUCUUUCCUUAAGCGAAAGAAAGGUGCUACAGAGGCCCUUCGACAUACCGAGACAUUUGAAACGUAGGAAAUGUGCCCUUUGAAGACAUACCCUUGCGUUUGGCAGGUACUGAUUUCUCUCUGUGGUGGAUACCGGAGGAGGUAGGGUACUGGGAACACGUUACGCCACGCCAUGGCCGAGCAUCUCGAAACCCUGGGCACGUCUCUGCCCGGUGGGGUCGCCUCCCAGAGUCCUCAACCUCCUGACGCGGACCAGAUCCUCCAGCGGUGCCGGGAGGAGUUCCACUACCUCUAUUACACCACAAACGACACCCGGAUACUUGAUGACUUCACACUGUGCGAGGACUGCAACAUCACCAAUGAGGAACUCGAAAUCCUCGAACUGUCGGGAGUAUGCAGACCCUAUGACUUCUCAUACAUGCCCCUCAUUUACUACAUGUACGCGUCCAUAUUCGUGAUCGCACUGUUCGGUAAUCUGCUGGUGCUGUACACGGUGGUGACGAGUCGCAAGAUGCACACCGUCACCAACUUCUUUAUCGCCAAUCUCGCCGUCGGGGACCUACUCAUCAUGGUGUUCUGUGUUCCCUUCUCGGUCGCCUCCAUCAUCGUGCUGCAGUACUGGCCCUUUGGAGAGGGUCUCUGCAUCUUCGUCAACUAUUGCCAGAUCCUAUUAACCAGACGCAAGUGUCACUUACCUGAUCGUCUGGUAUUUGCUUUGGGUAGUGUUUUCAUUAGGGUCCUCACUUGA